AUGAAUAGCAAACACUGGUCAUGUCCACUUUCCGAUGCCGAUGACACGGUUCGUGCCGAAUCGCGAGAAGGUAUGCUUGACUCCAUAGCGACCGCAACGACUGUCGGGGCAGACGCAGUGUUACUCGUCCCUGCUGUUGUCAAUGAUGCGACUCACUACGAAGUGGCGUAUGAACGUUCACAAGCGGAAAUUCGCAAACUGAUUCCAGAGGCAGCCGAAAAAGGUAUCACCAUCGCUAUUGAGAACGUUUGGAAUAAAUUUCUACUCAGCCCGAUGGAAUUUUCUCGGUAUCUCGACGAAUUUGAGAAUGAAACAGUGACAGCCUAUUUUGACGUUGGGAACAUCGUACUGUACGGGUACCCACAACACUGGAUCCGCUCCUUGGGUAGCCGUAUUUCUAAAGUACAUGUCAAAGGUUUCAACGCGAAUGAGAGUCGGUUUACCUAUCUGAUCGAAGACUGCACAAUCGAUUGGAACGCUGUCAUGGUAGCACUUGAAGACAUCGGAUAUGAUGACUACAUGACCGCGGAACUCCCCGUUGACAGAGAUAAUCCGGAAGGCAGGGUGCAUAGUAUCAGCACUGAUAUGGACAGGAUUAUCGCUGGGACUGUUUAA
Geodia barretti is the source of this 615-nucleotide messenger RNA. The record is from the annotation of a GenBank genome assembly. Lineage: Eukaryota; Metazoa; Porifera; Demospongiae; Tetractinellida; Geodiidae.